Molecule: messenger RNA, 4669 nt
Organism: Papilio polytes (common Mormon)
Lineage: Eukaryota; Metazoa; Arthropoda; Insecta; Lepidoptera; Papilionidae
Gene: aus
Exons: 13
Coding region: 813-2714 (633 amino acids)
Source: RefSeq, a predicted model, not a curated record
CUUCUCUCCAGUCGGCCGAAUGCGCGCCUGCAUUGCGCACGUGCGCUUCGUCGCGGUCACUCGCACUACUACAAAAAUACAACAAAAUAAACUAAAAAAAAAUGACAUUCAAUAACAAUGUAUUAAAGAUGUGCUACAAUGUUCCAAAUAGUGAGUUUUUGUUAUAAAUAAGUGAUUUGACCUGUUGUUUCUGAUGGUAAAGAGAAGCUUUGCUCUAGCGUCGGAGAAUCUUGAAUGACGAUAUGAAACAACAUUUUCUAUGGCUAUAAAUCGGCCGUAACUGUGCGCUUUAAUCGGUAAUGUGUUGUCAAACUUAGUGUAGAUAUAAAUAUGUAAUGAAUAUUGGACGGACGUGAGUUCUAGACCCGUGGUGUAUGCUAAUCAGUUGGUUUCUUUUAACCCGCACAAAAACCUCUGCACCCGAUACUGCAGUGCGAUUUGUGUUGCAAAUUUUAAUGUUUAUAGCAUUCGGAUUCCGGACUGAACUGACACUAUAAAUUCACGUACGGUUUUAUACUAACCGAAAGAGUUACGGUGUUUAGUGCUUACUUUUAUUGUAGUGAUUAAGAUUGCUGCCAGAACUAUGAAGCUCGGAAGUGAUCGAUCUGUAAACUUAAUUAGGGAACUAAAGUGAUGAGAGUCUAUCAAAAUCAAUCGAUAGUGAAGAAACAAAUGCACAACGAUCAGUGAAAACGGUAACCAGUCGUUCUACAGUAGUGGUAAGUCGAGUUUAGUGAACGUAAACAGUGUAACAACGUGAUAAUGUGUGCAGAGUUUGUGUGAAGUGGACCAAUGGUAGUGGAUGUGGGAACAUGGGUCGACAGCGGCCGAGGGCGCGGCACCACGAGCUGCCGGGGCUACAGCGGUCGUGGAUACGGCACCAGAGGGACCCGGAGCGGCGAGGUGCCGGCCUCUCGCUCAUGCUGAGGUGGAUCCUCUGCGUGUGGCUGGCUGGCUGCCUGCCUCUCGGCAACACCGUCAAACAAGAUGGUUGUGCGUUCCCGGCGCGGUGGCAGGGCCGGUGGUUCCAAUCAGGUGUCAUACAGUCCAUCCUGAUCGAGGGCGACCGUCUCUCCAACAAGGGGAGGUGUCUCUCAUCAGAAGGCGACAAAUUUCUUAUAGUUGACGAGAAAGGUUGUUACCGUUGCGUUGUAAUGCAUGAGAAACACAUCAAUGUUCUGCAGUAUAAAGAAACGUUCUGUCAUCGGCGAGACGCGCUACCGCACCUCUGCUCUUUGAUCACUGGCGACGCGCUUCUUUACUCUAUGUUCCGCGAAUCCGCUUCGCCCGUCGACUGCCCGCUAAAGGGACCUUUCUCCUUCACUUACAACAGGGGUCAUGGCGACUGCAAGAGUCCAGUGUCAUCAAUAGAAAGCUGCACGGAGGAGUCGCGUCUGCUACUCAACUACCAGGCCUGCCCCGACGUAUAUGGCUCCGAGAGCACGGUGGAGGAGUUAGAGUGCCUAGCGACAUGGAAGGAAGGCAGCCUGCGCUUCUUGGUAGGCAAACUGCACCACGGACACGCAACCACCAAUGAGGACCGCUACCGCUGCUUCGUAUACGAGAAGACCAGCGGCAUCGGAUCCAGUAUUCCUAUGAAGGAGAGUCCGACGGCGGCGGGCGGCGUGGAGUACCGCGUGGCGCAGUCGGGCGACGCCACCUGCAACGGACUCUUCAGCGCCACAGAGGGCUCCCGGACUAUGGCGCUCAAGAGAGUGUCGGUGCGCUUCAGCUGCCAGUUCCCGGCGUGGAUGACGUCAUCGUCGACGUGGCACACGCUGGACUUCAGCACCAACUACACGUUCCACUCGCGCAACAACACGCUGCGCAUCGCCAACCGCACCGCCGCCGCCGACGACAAGGUCUACUGCGUCAGCGUCAAGGCCAGCUCGCCCAGCGGCAACUCCGUCGCGCUCGUCGCGCACUGGCAGCACCACUGUGUGUCGCGCUACGUGUGCGUGGUGCUGUACCGGCGCGACGCGCAGCUGGCGGAGCUGCAGCGCGGCGCACCCGCAGCGCGCCCCGACGACGCCUGCUCGCCGCACCACUUCAACGCCGUCACCGCGCCCUACGUCACACUCGUCGCUAGCAAUCCUGAAUCGAAAGUUUGUCCAUAUUCUGGCAAAUACAGUAUACAAAGUCAUCGACAUCGGCGGACAGCGCGAUCGCCUCCCGAUAGGGUGUUAAAAGUGAACCGCACCAGGUCGUUCACGUUCAGCGUGAGGAACGCGUCGGAUGCCCGCAUGCUGCGCAGCCGGCGGCAGGCGGAGGCCGAGCCCGCCUGCGCCGACGCGGACUACCACCGCCUCGAGGUCGGCUGCAACUCGCCCAGGAACAUGGAGUUCUACUCCACCUGCGAGAACAGAGACAUGGUUACAGCGUACACGUGCCACGGCGGGUGGUACGAGAACGGUCUGUCGUUCGUGGUGGCGACGCCGGUGACGCGGCGCAGCACGGCCGCGCGCCGCUACUGCUUCGUGUCGCGCGACGCGGCGGGCGCGGCGGGCGCGGGGGGCGGUGCGGGCGGCGGCGCGGGGGACGCGGCUCGCCUGCUCGCGCGCUCCGCAGACAACUGCGACCGCAGCCCCGCGCUGCACGCGCUCAGCGCCGCGCCGCAAGGAGAAUGUCAAGAUAUACCCAACAGGCAGGGGGCAGCGCGGCUCAGCACGCGCCUGCUCCUGGCCAUCGCCCUGCUGCUGCUCACGGACAGGUGAUUCACAACACAGCUUCCUGACUCCUUGGUCGCGUACUCCUUGCUAUAUGCAACAUACGUUUUUUCUUCGUCACAUCCUUCGUGAACGAUUGAUCUAAUUUUUUUUUUAAUAUUUUUAUGUACACUGUCUUUAAAAAAGGACAUAUGAUUAUGAUAUUUGUAUUUUAUUUUGUAUAAAGUAAGUUAAAUGCCUUAUUUAAAAAUGUGUGUAUAUCUUGUUAUAAUCUUAAUAUAGAUAGACAGAAUGGCUUCAACAAAUCAUAAAUAAGUAGAUAAGCACAUUAAAUAUUGCCAACAUUGCAUUUAUAUCAGCAAUUUUAAACACACAAUACAACGUUUGAAUAAUUUUAAGCAGAGAAAAAUAACUUGCAAUGUAAAAUAUAAUUUAUAUCUAUAUUCGACUCUCGAAAUACUUUUUUUUAAACUAAACUAAACUUUUUAAACCAAACUUGAAAUCAAUUUCUGCGUAGUGUUGCCAUAUUGAAUUGUCUAUGGUAUUAAAUGUUUAAUGCAACAGUUGACAGAAAUUUGGUGCAAAUGGUUGUGAAAUUUAAUCGUUGUCUCAGAAUUAGACGACACAUAAUAUACAGAUUGUUUUAUUGUAAAUUUUGUAAUUAGUAUUUUGCUUAUUCCGCUGAUUAGGUGAAAAUGUAUUUUAUGUGUUCUGUUUUAAAUUAAUUGCUGUUUUCAUGUACAUACCCAAUCAUUGAUUUGUAAUUUUCAUUUAUUUCAUUGUUUUUUUCUUCUAAUUACAAAGUGUUAUAGUCUUUGUGCUCCGAACGAGUGACAUUUUUAUCCACUGUAAACCGAUUAUCAUUUCUUUUGAGUAGUAAACUCUUUGUCUUAGAAAGCAGUUAUUUUGAAGGUGUACAUUGAAAAUGAUAACUGACAGUGGCUUUAUUUUUCUAACAAAAUUUAAAUAUAAGUAACCUUAUCAUAAUUGUUUAAUGCAUGUAAAAUAAGCAUCAAGUAAGACUGUAUCAUUCGAAAAUAUUUUUAUUGUAUACAUUUGUUGAAUAUAGGCAAUUAGCACUGUAUGUAAUCAGAUAUACAACCUAUGUAAACAUUCGUAAACACAAAUUUUCACACAUGAAGCUUAGAAAUAUGUACAAAAUUAUUGUUAUAACGUUAAAACAUGUAGCUAGAAUAAUUUAGCUGUAUUUCUUUACGAUGCUAUGCAGACAAAAUAUGAUUUUAUUUUAUGUGUUUACUGUAAUUUCAAUUAAAAAAAGUUUAUUUAUUAUUUAUAACUAAAAUUGAUUUUAAACAUGAUUUGACCUAGGAAUUUCGCAGCCAACAAAGAUUUGUAGCAACUUUUCGAUGAGUUAUUUUACAGUUUAACGACACUUGUAUUUAAAAUAUUGCUUUUAAUACUUGUAGUUUUACUUUAGUAAAGAUGUAAAUCGUGUUUGCGUGGCGGCGGGCGGCGGGCGGCGGGCGGCGCGCCGCGUCCGUCACGAGGCGCCAUGUGAUGGCGGCCGCGGGUAAAGUGCGUUCGCGCGUUCUAAGGAAAGCAAUGUUUUCCUUCAUCAAGCAAUACUAAAAUAAUUAAGAUUAGUUCAUAGUAUAUACAUUUAGGUAAGCGAAGAAAAACGAAUACACAUUUUGAGAUAAAUGUAUAGUUAACUAGAUAGAUAAGUUUGAAUUUAGAUACUGAAUCGCGACAGCAAUAAUAUAUUUGUAUUUAAAGCUAUUGAGCGUUAAAUUUUUUAAUAGACUGUAGUUAGUCAGUUGUGAAUAAUUGAUUUAGUAUUGUUAUUUUUGAACGUGUCAGAGAUUAUUUCAUUUUGGAAGCGGAUCUUUGUAAAAAAAUAAUUUCCUUUGAUUUUUUAAAAUAGGAAAUUGUUUUUCUAUGAAGGAGCGAUAUCGGGGUUUCCAGCGUGUGAUAUACCUAGGUACAUCUAAAUUAAGUAUAUAGUCGUCAGCAUGAAUUAUAAUAAACAGCGAAAUAAUGAA